Molecule: messenger RNA, 1391 nt
Organism: Erpetoichthys calabaricus (reedfish)
Lineage: Eukaryota; Metazoa; Chordata; Cladistia; Polypteriformes; Polypteridae
Product: T cell receptor beta chain MC.7.G5-like
Exons: 7
Coding region: 101-1156 (351 amino acids)
Biological process (GO): cell surface receptor signaling pathway
Cellular component (GO): plasma membrane
Source: RefSeq, a predicted model, not a curated record
GACCGGAUGUCACAAAUGAUGUCACAGUGGCAGGCUGAAAUUAAACUCAUACUGUACUUCAACAACAUUAUGCAUUCUGGCUACUCCACACACUUCAGCUAUGCUAGCUUUUGGGUUUCUUCCAUAUUUGCUACUUUUAUUCACAGGGUGUACUGAGGCAGUUGACAUAAUUCAGCAUCCUGAAGUCCUCUUAGUGUCAAAUGUGGGCAAAGCUGUGACUUUACACUGCAAUCACAAGGAUAGCACGCAUCUUCGUUUAUUCUGGUAUCGUCAAACUGAAAGCAAAGCAUUGACUUUAAUAGCAUUUUCUUAUGGCUCUAAAGAUGAGCAGUAUGAAGAUGGGUUUAAAGACGUCUUUAACUUAACCAGAGCUGAAAUCCUGAAAUCUUCCUUAAAAAUAAAUCAUGUCAAGCCUGAAGACACUGCAGUCUAUUACUGUGCGACAAGUGUGACACACUGGCACAGAGCUGAAUAUUCUUUGCCAGUCCACUACAGUGAUCAACCAGUCACCUCUCAAUAUAAUAAUAAAUCAGAAGCAGUCUGCGAAGAUCCAUUAGAAAAAUAUCUUUUCUUGGUAACUUUUCUAAUCAUCACUGUUAACGGUAUUAAAGAUAUAAGAGCGGUAAUAAUGAAAGUAAUGAAAACAGCGUGCAGCUACGAAGAACUGCAGUUUGGUAAAGGGACGCGUUUGACAUUUUUAGAAUAUGAUAUUUCUCUGCCAAAUGUUAAAAUACUUGAACCUGCAGUUACAGGCAAGGAAUAUAUCACUCUGGUAUGUCUGGCCACAGAUUUUUACCCGGACCACAUUGAACUUAGCUGGAAAAUUAAUAAUAAAGAGAGAAUUUCUGGGGUUAAAUCUGAUCAUAAUGCAGUCAGAUUAUCAACUGGCAAUUACAGCAUCAGCAGCAGGCUGAGGAUCCGAAAAAGGGAAUGGUGUAAUGAAGAUAACGUCUUCACUUGUGUGACAAAGUUUUACAAUGACACGGAUAAUGCUGUAUUUAUUCAAGAUUACAUCAGUGGAAAAGGUUGUUUCAAGAAAGAUGUAAACAGUGUGAAGUUUGCAUAUAUUUUGUUUACAUUCAAAAGCAUUCUUUAUGGAUUGUUAAUUACAUUCCUCAUUUGGAAAUUAAAGCUAUCUUCAAGAAAACAAUCCUGAAAAAUGGCCUAAUUUCUAUCCAAAAUUUUAAUUUUCAACUGUAUUUCAUUACACAGUAUAUUAAAACCUACCAGCUGUCAGAAUUGUUAUUGUAUUUUGUUUAGAUCUCAUUUGAUGUACAAAAACUUUAACAUUUUGGAUUGCCAUUAUAUUUUAUGUUUAGAAAAAAGCCAGAUAAGCAGCUAUUGUAAUCAUGUCUUGUUUUGUAUUAAUUGAAUAAAAGAAUCACUAAAAA